GUUAUCUCCUUCAAUUUGGCAUGUUGGAGUGUACGACCCAUUCGCCGGGGCGCAGCACCAACACUCGUGCGGCUCUUUGAGAACCAAGAAGUGCACCAGGGGUGCCUUGAACAACCUUGGGACAGCAAGAAUUGCCUUGGAGAGAACGAUUGAUAGCGGAGAAGGGGAAUUCACAAGGUGCAAUUUUGGAGGGACUUCCGGACGUCGUUGUGCUGAGGGGAUUGGACCUUGAGGUACCUGAAGCCUGCCUAUCAGAGAUCUCUGAGCAGCUGCCUUUUUUCUUCAGAAUAACCCACUGUUCACAACUGAGCAGCCAGUUGUGCUACAAAGGCAGCCAUGACCAGCGAGACCUCAUCCCCAAUGUCCUCCCGCAGAGGCUCUGCAGACUCCCUGCACAGAGUGACGCCGAUGCCAGGGUCUCUCUGGCCCAAAAUCAGAUCGAACAGCGGGCGGAUGCCUAGCCUCUCAGAGAGCGAGGACGUCAGGGAGACCGUGUUCGAGGAGGCUGAAGAGCAGAGUGGGGAAACUGAAGCGCAGGCCACCAACAGCGCUGCCCCUCAAGGCAACGGGGCCGCGCCGGGGUCGGCGGGCAGCGGCGCGGGCAGCGCGUCCCCCGGGGGCAGGGGGGAGACCCCGGGGGAGUGGGAGGCAUCGCCGCGCGACAUGCGCGAGCUGGAUGCGGCCGCCAUCGCCGAGCGGCUGGGCAACUACAAUCGCACAAGCUCCACCGAGAUGCUGGCGCGGAUGAAGCAGGACGCGGCGGCGGCGCCGUCGCAGCGGGGGGCGAGCCCCUUCGAGGCGGUCCCCCCGCUGUCGGGUGGGGGCCCUGCGUCGGCGCGGCGGCUAGACUCGGCGGCCGACGACGCCACGCCGCGCUCGGGGGGCAUGCAUGCGCGCAAGGCCAGCCAGCUGGGGCUUGGCGAGGUGCUGGACCCGGUGUCGAAGGACGAGGAAGCUGAUGACGUGGCGGUGGCGCGAUUCCUGCGCACCUGCCCCGGCCUUAGUAAGGCCAUCAUCGGCGACCUGCUCGGGCAGAACACCGAGCGCUGCCUGCGUGUGCUCGACGCCUUCACCCACAUGUUCGACUUCUCAGGCAUGAGCUUUGAGGCGGCGAUCCGGGAGUUUCUGGAAUCGUUCCGGCUGCCGGGAGAGGCGCAGAAGAUCAUCCGCAUCCUGGAGCAGUGGAGCCGCCAGUUCUACGCGCAGGAGCCCGGCAUCUUUGCAAGCGCGGAUGCGGUCUACAUUCUGGCCAUCUCCGUCAUCAUGCUCAACACCGACAAGCACAACCCCGCUAUAAAGAAGAAGAUGACACGGGAGGAGUUCAUCCGCAACAAUCGCGGCAUCAACGGCACCAAGGACGCCCCCGCAGACCUGCCCAACGAGUUCCUCACCGAAUUAUACACCCACUUCAGCGAGCGCGCGAUUCGCUUCCCCCAGCUUCCCUCCUCCAUGUCCGACAAGUACUCUAGCCCGCCCUCCAACCACACCAUCGCCAAGGCUCACAAGGCUGCCAAGGAGAACAGCAGAUGGAACCCGCUGAGGUGGAUCUGCUGCCAAUGA
This is a messenger RNA of Coccomyxa subellipsoidea C-169, 1560 nucleotides long. Its product is annotated as Sec7-domain-containing protein. Gene Ontology annotation, biological process: regulation of ARF protein signal transduction. The transcript has 10 exons. NCBI's taxonomy places the organism in Eukaryota, Viridiplantae, Chlorophyta, Trebouxiophyceae, Coccomyxaceae. The record is from RefSeq and is a predicted model, not a curated record. Gene Ontology annotation, molecular function: guanyl-nucleotide exchange factor activity. Bases 337 to 1560 code for a protein of 407 amino acids.